AUGACGCUAGUUAUGGACUACGCGGUCAACUUUGGAUUGUCGUGGACUCAGGUAGAGCACCUAAUGAAAUUGGUGGGCUUUAUUCUGAAGAGGAGCGACCUCCCCGACAUGAAAUUCCUCUUUAAGAAGUUCGCGGGUACAGUUAAGUAUCCUGUCUCUGGCACAUCUUCACCUGACAAGACAAAAGAAGGAGCACUACAAUACAUCAAAGGAGCACACAGGACUGGAGUUCAUGUUCGAGGAGUGAAGGGUCCUUCUCCAUUAAUCAGUUUGCCGGGGUUCGAUAUUGUGUGGAGUUUCAGCCCCGACUACAUGCACUGUGUGCUUCUUGGUGUGACACGUCAGUUUACGGAGCUGUGGAUGUCCAAGGUCGGGGCUCCAUACUACAUAGGGUCGCCACAGCUUAUAAAGAUUGACGACAGGCUGUGUGCCACCAAGCCACCACAAUGCAUUACCCGCAUGCCUCGGUCGGUGCAGUUACGAAAGUUCUGGAAGGCAAGCGAGUGGCAACAGUGGCUUUCAUACUACAGUCUCGUGUGUGUGGAUGGAGUCUUGCCGUGCAAGUACAUAGAGCACUUCAGUCUGCUUGCGAGAGGAGUGUUCCUUUUACUUGCAGAUGUUUCAACUGAAGACGUACAUCAGAGCACUGAACUCCUUGCGAAAUUUGUUGUUGGUGUUCAGUUUUUGUAUUCUGAAAGGGAGAUCACAUCUAAUGUUCAUUUGUUGAUGCACCUAGCAAAAAGUGUUCUAAUGCAAGGGCCUCUUUGGGCACAUUCUUGUUUUGUGUUUGAAGGAGGCAUUGGCAAGAUUAAGAAGCUUAUAACAUCUGCAAAGGGAGUGCCCCAUCAAAUCAUGGGCAGGGUACUAACGGCCAGCAAAGUUGGUGCAUGCAACGCCACUGCAAGUCAUCACAUAAAAGAUUUUUUGGGUGUUGGUUUUCACAAAAUGGAACCAAUAGCCCUUUUGGGCAAACCAAGGCCUGCCAGUGCAUCCCUUGUUGGAUUAGUUGAGGCACAAAUCCCCCAUCAAAUAACUGGCCCUGUUGAGGAACAUGACAGAAUCCGCAUGUCUGGAUAUGUGUUCCACAGCGAACAAUACCAGAGGCCUGACAGAAUUGACUGCACAGCUGUAUGGCUGCCAGACAAUACGCAUGCAAAGAUACAGCGUAUUGUCUCAGUGAGUUGCAGUGACAGUAAGAGAACUUACUUUGUGUCAAAGGGCUACAGGAGCAUGUGCUGUUAUGGCACUGGGCACAUUUCAAGGGUUGAGAAGUGCAUGCCCCUGAAACUUGUAGAGGUUUACAGUAAAAGUGUGGUCAUGAACUGCAAGAGCCUCACAACAGCACCUACAGAUGGCACCACCUUACAGCAGGCGCUUGGCUUUUCGCCCACCGACGCUCCUGAUGGUGCGGAGUGGUGUGCAAAGCCCUGCUGCCACCAAAUUCUUGAACCUCUCCACGACCUCCUGGCCACUUCAAGAAACGGCUCAGGCACCCUCUUCUGGUCUCAAGAGGCAAUGGAGGCCUUCCGCAAGGUCAAGGAAGUUUGA
Molecule: messenger RNA, 1548 nt
Organism: Rhipicephalus sanguineus (brown dog tick)
Lineage: Eukaryota; Metazoa; Arthropoda; Arachnida; Ixodida; Ixodidae
Source: RefSeq, a predicted model, not a curated record